Molecule: messenger RNA, 1620 nt
Organism: Williopsis jadinii
Lineage: Eukaryota; Fungi; Ascomycota; Saccharomycetes; Phaffomycetales; Wickerhamomycetaceae
Product: FAD/NAD(P)-binding domain-containing protein
Exons: 1
Coding region: 1-1620 (539 amino acids)
Molecular function (GO): NADH dehydrogenase activity
Source: RefSeq, a predicted model, not a curated record
AUGUUUCCAAGAUUCGCCUCCAAGAGACUGAUCUCUACUACCGCCAGGGUGUUUCAAGAGAGCGCCUCAAAGGCUCAGUCCGCCAAGGCGGUCCCUGUGAAGAAGCCAUCCUUCAUCAGAAGAGCAGGCAAAAUCGCAUGGAGAACCACAUGGAUCUCUACACUCCUGGCCACUGCCUACGUCUCUUAUCAAAUCUACGAUGAGUCUAACCCAGGUAAGCAACAGCCUCAAGCCGCAACUCUGCCAAACGGUGCACCAAGAAAGACCGUUGUGAUUCUGGGAUCCGGCUGGGGUGCGGUCUCGUUGUUGAAGAGAUUGGACACAACUGUGUAUAACGUUGUGGUUGUCUCUCCAAGAAACUACUUUCUCUUCACUCCGUUGUUGCCAUCUGCUCCAACCGGAACAGUUGAGCUGAGAUCCAUCAUUGAGCCAAUUAGAUCCAUCUGCAGAAGACUCACAGGCGAGGUUGUCUACCACGAGGCGGAGGCCACCGAUGUUGACCCAAAGAAGAAGAUUGUCUCUAUCAAAUCAGCUGAUGGUGAGACUAAUGAAAUCCACUACGAUUAUUUGGUGAUGGCUGUUGGUGCUAAGCCAAACACUUUUGGAAUUCCUGGUGUCUACGAGAAUGCCUCCUUCUUGAAAGAGGUUCCAGAUUCUCAAGAGAUUAGACAGAAGAUCUUGAAGAACAUUGAACUCGCUGCAUCUUUGCCAAAGGAGGACACAGAGAGAAAGAGAUUGCUCUCAUUUGUUGUUGUCGGUGGUGGCCCAACAGGUGUUGAGUUUGCCGGUGAAUUGCAAGAUUUCGUUGACCAGGAUUUGACUAAGUGGUACCCAGGUGUUGCACAAGAUAUCACUGUGACUCUGGUUGAAGGUUUGCCAAACAUCUUGAACAUGUUUGACAAGGAAUUGAUCAAGUAUGCUCAGGACACCUUUGAGGAGGAAAAAAUUGCUUUGAGAUUGAAGACAAUGGUUAAGAAAGUUGAUGGUAAGUUGAUCACAGCAGCUAUCAAGAAGGAUGAUGGUUCAACUGAGAUUGAAGAGAUUCCUUAUGGUGUGUUGGUCUGGGCCACCGGUAACGGUGCUCGUGAUGUCACUGUUAACUUGGCCAAGAAGUUGGAUGGACAAACCUUUGCCAACCGUGGAUUGUUGAUCGAUGAGGAAUACUUGAAAGUUCUUGGAGAUGACUCCAUCUUCGGUAUCGGUGAUUGUACACUGUCCAAGAAAUUCGCACCAACGGCUCAAGUUGCAUACCAAGAAGGUAUCUACCUCGCUAAAUUGUUGAAGAACUUGGCAGCCAUCGAUUCCUUGCGUUAUGACCUUAACAAGUCCACUGAAACUGGUGAAAAGGCAAAGAUUGUUUCCAAGAUUGAUAACUUGGCAAACUUUGCACCUUUCGAGUACGUCCAUUUGGGUGCAUUGGCCUACAUUGGUUCUGAGCGUGCCAUUGCUGAUUUGUCUUGGGGUAACUGGCACAAAUUGUCCCUUGGUGGUUCCUUCACCUUUUUGUUCUGGAAAGUCUCCUACGUUGCAAUGUGCCUCUCUUUCAGAAACAGAUGUCUAGUCGUUAUGGACUGGAUCAAAACUGGUGUUUUCGGAAGAGAUUCAUCCAAGGAGGCCUAA